This is a messenger RNA of Neoarius graeffei (lesser salmon catfish), 4657 nucleotides long. Its product is annotated as zinc finger protein 318-like. NCBI's taxonomy places the organism in Eukaryota, Metazoa, Chordata, Actinopteri, Siluriformes, Ariidae. Gene Ontology annotation, biological process: positive regulation of DNA-templated transcription; negative regulation of DNA-templated transcription. Bases 205 to 4107 code for a protein of 1300 amino acids. Gene Ontology annotation, cellular component: nucleoplasm. The transcript is spliced from 6 exons. The record is from RefSeq and is a predicted model, not a curated record.
GAAUGGCGGUGCAGGAAGUAGUUCGGACGCGGUUUAGUUCCGGCUGUAGCUGUGUGGAUCUGUUGAGUUUGAGCAGUAAUUUGAGUUUACAGCGCUUUUGUGCGCAGAAUAAUAAUAAUAAUAUGCGUUAGGUCCGUAAACAGCGGCCACUGGAUCUGAAACGGUUUCGUGUAUAAGCGAGCGAGCGGGCGGCUGGCUGGCGCCAUGUACCGAGGCUCUAGGCCGCACCGAGGAGCGUAUCAUCCUGCAGCGGGUCGCGGCUUUGCUCCCCGCGGCCCGCCUCCUGCCGGUUCGUUUCCUCGCGCUCCGUACCGUCACGAACACGCGCGAGGCAGCAACGGAUAUCCGCAUGACUACCGUCGGCACCCGGAGCAUCCGAGGAGGCGCUGCUCGUCGCCGGGGAGAGGCUCGGCGGAGGAGUUGAGAGGCGAUGGGCCUGCCCCGAGAGACUACGGCCAUAGAUAUACCCCUUCACCCCCACGUGGUGGUCUGCCUACUGACCAUAGUCUUGUGAUAACUGUGGGCAACGAGCUGACAGGUUUAUCCCAGAGCUCAGGAGCAGAGAUUCCCUAUACCAGAGACUAUUCUUCACAUCGGUCAAGCUAUGAAGGUUAUGAUGAAUAUAGUUCAAGAAGACACAGUCCUAGCCGACAUAGGAACAGGAGCUGCAGUCCAGAUCACAACAGAAGUCGUCCUCGCAGCAGGGCGCCAAGUCAAGAACAUAGAUCACGUAGUAGUAGUAGGACCCGGAGCAGUGGAAGGAGUAGAGCAGUGAACAGGGUGAGGAGCAAGAGUUGGCGGCGCAGCCGGAGCAGAGGAAGGAGCCGGAGCCACAGUGGUGGCAGUAGCUAUGGCAGCAGUGGCAGAAACAGCAAGAGAGAUAAAGAAGACUUUAGAGAGCUUGAGAGAGCUCGUCGACGUAAGGAGCUGGGGGACAUGCUGACAAUGCCUACUAAAUCCAUCUUGAAAAAAAGAAUUGACUCCUCUGAAACUGAUUCUCCAAUGAUAGGACAGUGGAAUUCAGGCAGUGGCCUUUCAAAGGAUGCGGAACAGUUACUAUGUACAGUGACUAAAAAAAUGGACCCAGACAUACUGGCAUCAGUGUUGGCUCUAAAUUCUAAUGCCAGUGCACUUGAAGAGCUCAUAAGCAAACUACAACCACCCAAAGAGAGUGGGCAUGGCUUUACUCUCCCUUAUGAAAGAAACAGCCAGCAGAAUUCAGACCUCACCCAGCUUCUCAGUGUGAAGGCAGAGACAGGAGGGCAAACACCAAACAAGAAGAAAAGCUUUAUGGAUAUUAAAGAUGAAGAGGAUGCCAGAUUCCCAGCAAAAGAAAUGUCUAAAUCUGGACAGCAUAGUUUAUUGGAUGUCUCUGAGAAAACUGGAUCUGAUGUGCUCCGUCAUGAUCGCCAUAGGAAAGGAUAUGGACAUUCUUAUAGACAUGGGCAUCCUGAAGAAGAUGAAAGUCGAAUAACCAAACAGAGCAAAUGUUCUUCAGUCUCACCUGGGCAGCAUCUCGAUGAGGAAUCUCGGAGUAACCAACCAGUAACUGGGUCUUAUUAUGCUAAAGUUAGGGCAGAAGUGGAGGAAUAUAAGAAAAUACAAGACCGUCUUAAGACGAAAAAAAGUAUCAGAGAGACAAAAGACAAAAGUUACUCUACAUCGCUUUCCCAAAUAUCCCAGUUUUCUCACCAGGAUUGUGACCAGGCAUCCACAAGUGAAGGCUCUCCAAACCAGUUUUCAGCUUCAAGGCAAAAGAGUAACCUUGCAACACAAAUGGAAAGGUUUCUUGGUGCUUUAAGUAAAGCAGAUUCAAAUUUAUUGUCCUCAAUGUUGAGGGAUGCUAGAAAAGAUUCUGGUUCACUGGAGAAUCCGAGGAUCCCACAAGAGCAGGCAAAUAGAAAAGCAUCUUGUAACAAAUACUGUGAUCUCUUGAAAAAAACAGACUGCAGCAAAGACAACUAUCACUUAAUGGGGAGCAAACAGAAUGUGAAUCCUAUAUUGGAACAAACUGAAAACACCCAAAAUAAUCUAUUACCACAUGAAAGAGCUGUGGUAGAUGGCAGUGGCUUUUCCAGAAUUGUUGGAAUGAAAUAUGGCUUUGAAGGGAAACCUGAGAAUCGGUUCCUUUAUGGAGAGGAAAUGCCUUCUAGUAGUCAAGGCAGACUUUUAGAAGAGCAUGAAAAUUUUUUGAAAGUGCGUGAUGAAUUUAAACAGUCGCAAGGUCGUUCCAGUGAUGAGCCGUAUGCAGAGGACAGAGAGAGGUACAAAAAACAAAAACCAUCUGAAAGUUACAGAGUAGAAGGCAGCCUUAGCCCAGUGCAUCAGAAAUCGGAGAAUGCUAAUGAAGAUGAGGACCAAAAAGCAAACCAGUAUCAAAAAAUUCAGGAUCUACUGCAAACCAUUGGUCUUAAUUUAGACAGAACAGAAGUUAGCAAGUUAUCUGCUAGGACAAAUGAGCGCCUGUAUGGCAAGAAGGUCAAACCCCAGAGUUCUCACUCUUUGGAUCCAAAAGAUGAACAAUCAAGAAGUAGGUAUGAUCGAAGAGGGAGCAGUCGUUCUGCUGAUUCUGAGGGUGUCUAUUCUGUAUCCCCUGCUAAAACCUCUAAUCGUGAGGUUUACAUGAGCUACUUGGAUUCCAUUAAGUAUCGCCGAGAUGAAGUCGCAGUCAAGGAGCUGGACCUUCUAGGCCUUAAAAGGACUAUUAGGAACAGUCCUGAAGCAAAACGGAUACAGGUCCAUACAUCGGACCCAUACGAAACCACACCAUCGGCAGAAGUCACACAUGACUCCUCCAAAACAAGCGCAGAACCCUCAUUGUCUUUAACUCAGUCUGUUGGUUUACAGUAUCCUCAAAUAUCCAGUGGAUACUCCUCAGCUGUACACCACCUUAAAAACGAGCAAGAUUCCUGGAAGUGUAGUUAUACUACAGGUGGAGAACAAAAUCCUUAUGGAUCAGUUGCUCUAAAUCCUCUGCAUUAUGGUCCUGGUUAUCUGAACCCACCCUCUCAUUUCCCAUCUGGUUAUGGGUAUUACACAGCAUUUUCCAGGCCUUCUUCCAUGAUGCCACCAAGUCCUGGUCAGUUCUAUCCGGCCCCCUCUACUUUUACCACACCGACAGUUGGUCUGUUGCCAGCUUGUCCUUAUGCACCCACUUCAGGUCAAUUUGGAUUUGCCAUGCAGCCUGGCAGCUCUGGUUAUGCCACCCAGCAGGCUAAGACAAAACCCAUUGCACGUAACCGGUGUCUCAAAACAAUAGAAACUGAGACGUCUGGAAGUGUAAAACCUUCUGCAGUCAAAGAAGUAUGUACUGUUAUUAGCAUACAGACAGAAAAUGAGCCGAAAAAUACUGACAAUGGUGUUGAAUCCCAAGUGAUACCCAUGAUGGAAGAUGACAUCAAAGCUAAACAAAAAAAAAGGCUGGAGCAGUUUAAUCAGAGAAUGAGACUGAAGAAGGAACAGCAAAUGGAAGCCCAGCGAACACGAGGACAAAGCCAGAAAUCAGAACCAGGAAAAGUUAUGCAAACAGAAGUAAAGAAUGUGUGGAUAUGUGGCCACUCCCUUGUGUUCUGGGCUGAGAAGAGGGCCACAUCUCCUGAAGUAGGUAUGCAGCUUGGUAUGGACCCCAAUAGUGUACGCAUAUGGUGGAAGGGUGUGCAGGGCAUGACAUGGCAACAGCUUCUGCCCCAGCUGCUCCAACUAAAGGACAACUGGCCCAAACCUGACGUGAUUCUUAUCCAUCUGGGCGGAAAUGAUAUUGGCAAGAUGACCCCAGAGAACUUUGUGUUAUCAGUGAAGAAAGACCUGAUUUCACUGAAGAGCAUUUUUCCUCAGUGCCACCUAGUUUGGUCAGACAUCCUGCCCCGCAAGUCCUGGAGGCACUCAAGUGACAGCACAGAAGUGAACAACAUGCGACAGGCGAUCAACAAAACAAUACGUGGUAUCAUAGCGGAGCUUGGCGGUUCUUCAUUGACUCAUGACAACAUAAUGCCUGGACUGGACUCUGGCCUCUACAGACCAGAUGGGGUUCACCUCUCUGGUAAAGGGAUCGAUACUUUUAAUUUGAACAUGCAAGACUUCCUUGAGAAGUGGGAAAGUGAGAAAUGAGACCGAGACUUCUGAAAGCUGAAAUUAUUUUUUAGGUUAUUAACAACUUAGUACUAUUUUUGCUUUCAGUAUCUCUUUUGUAUGAUGAAACUCGAUUGGGAAUUCAUUCUUGUAUCUCUUUUAAUGUUAAGGUUCAACACCAACCUAUGUUUGUCAUCUGAAUGCAACUGCAUGUUUUAUUAAAUGAGUUUAAAAACCAUUUGUUAAUGAUUGUCUGUUAAUGUUUACUCUUAUUUCUGUAAUUCUAUGUAGAUUUAGGGUUUUUUUUAAUUGAUUGUUGAACAGUAUGAAAACAAAUAAAAACAAUACUUGCCUCAACACUGUCUUGAGUGUACGGAGUCUUUCUUUUGAUAACCUAGUUCUGCCUUUGUUAACUCUUUUGGUUACAUUAUGUAGCAUGUAUAACGAUUGUUUAUAUACUCAGUCAGUUUUGUUUGUUGUCUAGCAAAUGCAGUUUUUUUUGUUAUUGUAUACAUCUUUGUACCAAAUUUCCUAACGCUGUUCUUCUGCACAUCUGUUCAAAAUGUGAUUUGUGCUCUGCCUCCUAUAG